AUGACAGGAUUUAUAGAAACUCAGAGAGAAGCGUUAGAAGAGCUCAAUAUCAUAGAAGAAUCAAUAACUAAAAGAUUCCAAAGAGAUCCGCAUUUAUUACCAGCAUCACUUCGUCCCAAGCUUGAUAUCAUCUCCAAAACAAAACCGAAAAGAAGACAAACUUUACACUUAUCAUUAUUACAGCAAUGGGAGUUAAGAGCAUUUAUUGAUAAAUAUGAAAAGAACUGUAAGUCAUUAUCCUUUUGCCUCGAGUCAGAGAAAGAGUUAUUUCAACAGGAAUUAUCAAAGUUGAAGGAGGGUCCUAAUCAAUUUUCCAAGUUUGAUAAAUUGAUAGAAGAGAUGGGGAAUAAGAAUAACUCAGAGACCAGUUCAGAAGAUAUGCGAAGAUUAUAUGCAAGUUAUUCAAGCGCCACGCUCAACAAGAAUACGUAUCCUUCUACUGACUUUAAAAUAAAGGUUAAUAAAACAACAGGGAAAGAAAAAGAAAUGACAAAGAGAAAGCAUGUAUUAAGCUCGGUAUGUUCUCAUUUGACUUCAUCAGUGACUACAGAAGGGUAUCUCAAUUUAUCAGCAUUGCACCAACAGUACAAUUCUAAUGUCACAGUUGAACAAGUUUCCUAUAUUCAAUACUUGCAUACAUUUCACACCUUAACGAGUAGUUAUAAGAACAGAGAGUACUCCAACUACAUUAAGGAUCUUUCAGACGAAUUGCUUAACUCAUGGAAGACUCUACAUCCAUUAACUGAUAUAAAUACGACAUACGCGUCAUGGAAGAGGGAAUUUGAAGAAAAUUCUUCAACCGGUGUCAGUAAGGAGAAUGAAACAGGUGAAGUAUUCUGUCAUGUAUGUAACAAGUUAUUCGCCAAACAGACAGUCUACAAUGGACAUCUAAAUGGAAAGAAGCAUAAAUCCAAUCUCCGCAAACUCCAAGCCCCGCCCUCCAGUUCAAGUCAAACACACGACCACUUGUCACCUGCAUGGGACGAAUUUGUAAUCUCUAAAUUAGUAUUCAUACUCCAACCGGAACUAGAAAGAACCAGAGUACAUGAAGAAAAACUUGCAAAUAGUUCAGAAAGAGAACUAAUAAUGGACCGUAAAGAAAAUGAAGAAAUCGAAUCAGAUUAUACGUGUAUAAGUGAGAACUCGGACUUAUCAGACCAAAACAACUCAGAUGAAGACGAGGGAUACGAAGGGUUUAAGAAUUUACCAUUGGGACCUGAUGGGACACCAAUUCCGUUCUGGUUAUAUAAACUCCAAGGACUUCACAAGACCUAUAAUUGUGAAAUCUGUGGGAAUGUGACAUAUAAAGGAAAACAACCUUUCUUCAAGCAUUUCAAUGGUGUCAAACAUCAGUAUGGAUUGAAAUGUUUAGGUGUUGAGGAAGAGUAUAUUAAGUUGUUUAAAAAUAUAGUUUCAAUCGAUGAGGCUAAGGAGUUGUGGAUGAGGUUUAAGAAAGAAAAGAGGAGUCGGGAUGGUGAAUUGGAGAAUGCAGUGGAAGUAGAGGAUGAUGAGGGUAAUGUUAUGAGCGAGAAGGAUUAUCUAGAUUUGAAACGACAAGGUCUUUUAUAG
This is a messenger RNA of Hemisphaericaspora subhashii, 1569 nucleotides long. RefSeq names its product SF3a splicing factor complex subunit. The coding region runs from base 1 to 1569 and encodes 522 amino acids. Gene Ontology annotation, biological process: mRNA splicing, via spliceosome. The transcript has a single exon. Gene Ontology annotation, cellular component: spliceosomal complex. NCBI's taxonomy places the organism in Eukaryota, Fungi, Ascomycota, Pichiomycetes, Serinales, Debaryomycetaceae. Gene Ontology annotation, molecular function: RNA binding; zinc ion binding. The record is from RefSeq and is a predicted model, not a curated record.